UACCACCGUCGGCUCUAUGAUCGGGGAAUAAUAGAUUCCGAUAGCCAGGGAGGUACAGUAUAUAACCCCCUUCUCAUUCCCAAAGUCAUUGUUCGUCUUCUCUAUUCAACCUCCUAAAGUCCUUUGGAUAUCAAGUCCUCUCAAUCGACCCCCUUCGCCCUCCAAGUCAUCAACCUCCCCCAAUGCUUCGCCCCCUCUUCCUCACCCUCCUCCUCUCUUCCCUUCUCACCUCCACAUCCUCUUCCCCUACGCCCGCUCCUCUUCAGCGCCGCCACUCCGACUACACAUCCCACUCAGAACCCAGCAUCUCCGGCUCCUAUGCCUCGGCCAUCAGCGCCGCUCAACCCAGCGAACCCCCAUCGUUACCUACCGAAGACACCCCCGACCUCCCCACCGUGACGGGAGGCUCGGAAAUCCCGACUGACUUAGGGGACUCUGAGACCCCAACCGUGACUGGACAGUCCGAACCCCUCAACAGCCCGAAUGACUCGGAGGUCCCAAGCAUACCGAGCAACUCGACCUCAAGCGCGACGGACGAUCUAGUAACUCCAAGUGUGACCUCCGACCCCGAGCUCCCCAUUAGCGCGCCACCCAGCAGCGCCGCAUCGUCGGGACGCUGCACGCCAUCACGCACGCGAAAGACACCGAAGCCGACGCGGACGCGGAAGCCAACCAGGACGGGGAAACCAGGGACGACGCCAAAACCAACCAAGACGCCGAAGCUGAGCAGGGCAGUGAAGCCGACUAAGACGCCCACUCGACGACCAGAACGCCCCGAGCCGACGAGGCCAGCGAAGCUCGGGAAGAAAUGUGUGCCGCCAGAUAUGAAGGAUGGGUGGAGGAUGCGGAUUGGGAUGUGUUUUGGAGGUGGGUGGAAUGUAUGAAUGAGCGGGAGCGGGGUUAAGGGGAUGCUGGGGUUCUGGAUGGUGCUGUGGAUAUGAGGGAUUGGGGGGAGGUAGUUGACUUGGGGGGAAGAUAGGAUAUUGGUCGCGAUGGGUUUGUAGGUGAGGUUAUGGGAUGAAUGCUAGAUGGUCUUCGGCUUCAAGCUACGAUUGCUCCCAGAGAUCAAGGCAGGUAUCUGGAAUCUUACCAUGCUUCCCUGCUGUAGUCAAUGGCCUUACAGGGUCAUUUUCAAGGAAGGCGGUAUCCCUUACCUGUUAAGAAGUAGCGCUGCGAAUUGUUCGAAAUAUUCCCUUUCAAAAGCCCCCAACGAACAUGAAAUCUACAAGAACUCCAAGUCCCAACAGGUAUCCAACCAUCCUUUUGACCUAAAUCCAUAUCACCCCUUCUAAUCCCUAAACUUGUAAUUUAUGUACUGCUGUUGCUGUUUUGAUACCACUCCCAGCAUGCAAGUG
Molecule: messenger RNA, 1355 nt
Organism: Eremomyces bilateralis CBS 781.70
Lineage: Eukaryota; Fungi; Ascomycota; Dothideomycetes; Eremomycetales; Eremomycetaceae
Exons: 1
Coding region: 183-884 (233 amino acids)
Source: RefSeq, a predicted model, not a curated record